Molecule: messenger RNA, 2136 nt
Organism: Aspergillus terreus NIH2624
Lineage: Eukaryota; Fungi; Ascomycota; Eurotiomycetes; Eurotiales; Aspergillaceae
Exons: 6
Coding region: 1-2136 (711 amino acids)
Biological process (GO): negative regulation of transcription by RNA polymerase II; positive regulation of transcription by RNA polymerase II
Cellular component (GO): nucleus; transcription regulator complex
Source: RefSeq, a predicted model, not a curated record
AUGGCGCAGCCAUAUCCUGCCCAUCAAGGCAUCCCACAGCAUCCUGGGUUGCCUCCCGGUCAUCCAAUGGCCCCCGGACAACACCCAAAUGCCCACCCCGGUGCCGGCAUGGUCCAGCCCGUCCAUCCCGGCGCACUUGUUCCAGCAACCGCAUUUCGCCCAGAACUUGUUUCCACCGAAUUAGUCGCCAAUAAUCCGCAACUGCUACAACACCACCAACAGCAACAGCUCCUGCGGCAACGGAUGCUAUUCCAGCAGCAGCAACAUCAGCAGCAACAGCAACAACAGCAGCAGCAACAACAUGGAGGACUUCCGGUAUCACUCCCCAAUGGCACGCAGGGCCUCACGAGCGCGCAGAUCGCCGCGAUGCAAGGGAACCCAGGCAUGCGACCGAUGAAUCUGCAGAUGCAUCUUCAGCAGAUGCCUCAUGGGCAGCCGCAGAACAUCCAACAGCAGCAGCAGCAUUUCAUCGCCAUGCAACAAGCUCAACAGGCGCAGGCGCAUCAAGCACAGCAAGUGCAACAGGCGGGGAAUGCAGGACAACCGGGCCAACAAACACCGCAACAACGGCCCGCGCCGCAACCACAAAACGUCCACGAUGCUCAGAGUGUUACACCCCAACCUCAGCCGGGACCACAACCGCACCAGGGCAGUGCGACGCCGCAACCGAACCCACCACAACCACCUUCGUCUCAACCUCCACAGCAGCAACAGCAACAGCCCGUCUCCCAACCACAACCGACGCCGAACCCACCCCCACAAGCGCUUCCGCAAUCUCAACAGCAGGUCCCGCAGCAACAAACCCCGCAACAACCGCAGUCACAGCCUCCUCCUCAGCAGGGCCAGCAGGGCCAACCUCAAGGCCCACAGCAGCAGCAGAUGACUGCGCAAGAGGCCCAAUUGAAGGCGCAACAACAGCAGCAACAAAAUAAUGCGGCGAUGUUGAUGCAACAGCGGAUGAACAUGAAGGGCGCAUCAAUCUUGUGCCUCAACACUUUUGCAGAGAACCUCAGCGCUUUUAGCAAUCGUCGGACUGAUGAUCAGAACAACCACCGAGUCAAUGAGGCGUCUGAUCUGCAGUACUGGCAGAAUUUCGUGGACCGGUUUUAUUCGCCCUCCGGAGUAUUGCGACAAGGAGUGUACAACCCGUCGGCAGGUUCUAAGCAAUUCGAAAUAGCCACUCCCGCGCUGGCUCGGUGGUACUUGACACAGUUCAAUAGCGGAAUCAGUCGUAUCCAGAUGUUUCUGGAGGGCGCUCGGGAGCGUGACUCGCACAACGGCGGCCACAUCGUCGAGGUCACGAGAUGCACGUUCAUCUAUUACUUCACCAACGAAACCCAGCUGGUGAGUCACGGGGCGCUGAGAGCGCAUUUUGAUAUGCACAACAAGAUAGAGAUGCUCGAUAUUGUCAUUAUGAACCAUACCGAAUACUUGCCGCGGAGCAAAGUAUUGGAGGCUGCCGAUCAGAAGCAGAGCCCCAAGGUGUCAAAGAAUACCGGCAAACGAGCUCAGCAGAAGCAGGCACCACAACCCUCGCUCACGUUACCAGAGUCUAUGGUCACGGCCAAUGGAGUCCCCACUGCCGUGAUGAGCUUUUUAGAGGUGGCCGAGACGAUCUCGCAAAUGCAAAUGCUGUUCCAAUUCUCCCAGCAGAACCCGCAACUUGCGCCUCCCGACGCAUUGCGGAACCUCGUCAACACGCUGCAAACGCAGAAUCCCAACCCCGGAUUCAUGCCAGCGCCCAUGAACCCUGCCAUGCAGCAGGGUCAGAACCCUCGAGGCCCCAACAUGAAUGGGCCUAACCAGUUCGCUUCCCCAGCGAUGGGUCAUCUUGGAUUACCGGUUGGCCAUGGCUCGCCUCAUCCCGGCACCGGAUCCGCCCAACCCAGUCCUGCCCAGAGCCAGAUUGUUGCCCCUCCGGGAAUGAUGCCCCCUGGUCAAGUCCAACCGAAUGUUGGCCAAGGCCACAGCGCCAGCGCGAGCCCUAACGUCAGCAACAAACGUCGACGGGCCAGCACGGUCAAAACGGAGAUGGACGAAGGGGGUGGACCAGAGGUGAACGGGGCUGUGGGUCAAGGACCCAAGACGGUGAAACAAAGUCCUCGCGUUGGCAAGAAGCAGAAGCCCAGUGCUUAA